Scophthalmus maximus (turbot) is the source of this 3961-nucleotide messenger RNA. RefSeq names its product calcium/calmodulin-dependent protein kinase Ia (gene camk1a). The transcript has 12 exons. Gene Ontology annotation, cellular component: intracellular anatomical structure. The record is from RefSeq and is a predicted model, not a curated record. Gene Ontology annotation, biological process: peptidyl-serine phosphorylation. Gene Ontology annotation, molecular function: calcium/calmodulin-dependent protein kinase activity; calmodulin binding; ATP binding. The coding region runs from base 245 to 1450 and encodes 401 amino acids. Lineage: Eukaryota; Metazoa; Chordata; Actinopteri; Pleuronectiformes; Scophthalmidae.
AUAUCUAACAGCUCGGCCAUCACAAGGUGAAUCGCAGAUCACGUUGGUGAGAGGAGAACACGGAGUGAUUUUCUGUGCUGCACUACGUCCACAGACGGCUGGUUGCUCUUGACGUCAGGAGAAGUCUGCGCGCUGCGCACGAAGCUCGGCAGCAUCCACAUCGCGCCCAGCGGGCAGGAGAAGCGCAUCGCAGCUACAGAUCGCCAUUUAGCUGUAGUGUGGCGAAUCCGAUCAGCGUUGUAGGAUGCCUCUUGGAGAGGAUGGAAAUGGAUGGAAAAAGAAGACAUCGGACAUCAAAGAACACUAUGACUUCAAAGAAGUGCUGGGAACUGGAGCUUUCUCUGAGGUGGUCCUAGCAGAGGAGAAGAGGACCCAGAGGCUGGUGGCCAUCAAGUGCAUCCCCAAGAAGGCACUGGAAGGCAAAGAGAACAACAUUGAAAAUGAGAUCGCAGUACUACACAGAAUCAAACACCCCAACAUUGUCACGCUGGAGGACAUCUUUGAAAGUACAUCUCAUCUCUAUCUUGUCAUGCAACUGGUAUCUGGAGGCGAGCUGUUCGACAGGAUCGUGGAGAAAGGUUUCUACACGGAGAGAGAUGCCAGCCAGCUCAUCCACCAGAUCUUAGAUGCAGUCAAAUAUCUCCACGACAUGGGGAUCGUCCACAGAGACUUGAAGCCAGAGAACUUGCUGUAUUACAGUAUGGACGAAGACUCCAAGAUUAUGAUCAGCGACUUUGGACUGUCAAAGAUCGAGGGAGCGGGCAGUGUGAUGUCCACAGCCUGCGGCACUCCUGGAUAUGUGGCUCCGGAGGUGCUCGCUCAGAAGCCGUACAGCAAAGCAGUGGACUGCUGGUCCAUAGGCGUUAUUUCUUAUAUCCUAUUAUGUGGAUAUCCCCCGUUUUAUGAUGAAAACGAUGCCAAGUUGUUUGAGCAGAUCCUGAAAGCAGAGUAUGAAUUUGACUCUCCGUACUGGGAUGACAUCUCAGAUUCAGCCAAAGAUUUCAUCUGUCACCUGAUGGAGAAAGAGCCCAUGAAGAGAUAUACAUGUGAGCAGGCUCUGCAGCAUCCAUGGAUCUGUGGAGACACAGCUCUGGACAAGAAUAUCCAUGAAUCCGUCAGCGCUCAAAUCAAGAAGAACUUUGCCAAGAGUAAAUGGAAGCAAGCGUUCAAUGCCACAGCGGUGGUGCGCCACAUGCGGAGGUUGCAGCUGGGCACGAGCCUUGAGGGACCCAGUCAGAUAACUCCCACCAGUCCCUGCCAUGGACAUCUGCUCCCAGAGGAAGAGGAGGGAGAGGAGGAGGAGGAGGAGGAGGAGGAGGAUUUGGGGAAUGGGGAGGAGGAGAGCUUGUCCCACUAUGAGGAUGGCCGCCGUGGAAGCAAUGAGGGUAGCGCAGAUCGGGACAGUCUGAGGAGCUGCACCUACUGCUGCAGGCCGGCCAGCCGCGUCUGAGCACAACCGCCCAUUGCCCUGAUGACACUGUAGCCCCGGAGCGCCCAGAGCCUGCCCGCCCAGUCUGGCCAGGAAUGCAGAGUAGUUAUCAGGAAGGUGUCCACCCGGAGCACAUCCGCAGCGAGCAGGUCACGAUAACGGUGUGCAGAAACAUACCGUUUAAGUCUUUGUCCAAAACCUCGUCCUCACUCAAGAUACACAAGAUGUAACACUGUUGUAGAAAAGAAUGCAAGGCUGCUGCUGCUGCAAAAAGAGAGAGAGAUUUUUUUUUUUUUUUUUAAAGGGGCCUGUCUACAUGAUUAUCCUGAAAUAAACCCCCAUAGCAGCCUCACACGGAGUCGUCCUUUGUGCAGCCGCAGCAGACAGUGGUCACUCGGCAACUCGUGCAUCACAACGAGUCGUCCCGGUUGUUACCUCCAGGAAGCAUCGAAACCUCUGGAGUCUCAAUCAGAGAUGAGGCAGUGGCCCAAAGGCAGUCUCCUGCAUUCUUUUUUUUUUGUCCUGCCAUUAUCCGUCACGUCUACCUCUAGUCACAACCACUGUGUCUGCAUCCAUCUUGGCCCGCACUCGCCGCACCACUGGCAGCUUUCUCCCCAAAAAUCUGGCCACACAGGGCACAAAGAAGAGGGGAGCUCUGCUGGAGGCUUCUCCCGCAUGUCUUAAUAAUCGUUGCCCAUUAAUGUGACUCAGUCCAGCCUGUCGCCAAGUAGCUGUUUAGUGAAACCCAAUUCAACCUGCCCAUUAGUUCUGUUUGAAUCUUUCUCCCCCCCCCCCCCCCUCAUAUUGUCAUUAUUAAACGUUUCAGCAGAUACCUGGUAAGUGGGCGUUGCUUCUUGAGGUUAUCGGACUCUAUAUUCUGGCUCAGACUGGGUUUGUGAAGAGCGGUUCUGACGUGGGAGUGUCUGCAUGCUUCUCUUUCGGGGAAAACGUCCAAAUGUAUGAAUAUCAAAAGGAGACUUUUUUUUGUUUCGUUUCAUGGCUGUUCUGUUCUCAAACUGAGAUCCCCGUUCGCUUGGAAAAAAACACAAGAAUCUCACCUUCCUCCCUGGACAAGGAGGGUUGUUAUAAGAUGCAAGAUCCACUAUGCGUGGGGAAAAAAAAAAAAGAAGACCAUGUUCACGUCACACUCAUUCUGUGUCCAACGAUCUGCCAGCUGUCGGUCUCUGGGUCUGGGUCUGGCCCCGGCCCGUCUCACGCUGAGUCCGGGGGGAUCUCAGUCUGGGAGCUCCGCCUGCUCUGUGCUGUGCACCUCUAGUGGAAGACGUCUUGGUCUACUGUUUGCAUGACCUGGUUAAAUAUGUUUACAUGAAUGAUGAUCAAUUAGUAUAAACACACAUGAUUAUUAUGAUUCUUAUUAUUAUUAUCGUUGUAUUGAAAAAAUAAAUAAUGAUGUAAUACUGUAAUAUUGAGCUAUAUAAUGUGAAGUGAGUAACACCAGAAGUAAUGUUGUUGACAAAGUACAACACAGCACAGUGGACUUAUCAUUUGCAUCGACUGUGAUGGUCAAGACUCUACCUGAGUGACAUGUCUCCUGUACUAUGUUAAUUUAUAACUCUUCUUAUUUUGGGGGGAGUUUUGCCACUGCUGAUGUAGAAUCUCUCAAAACUAUGUAUUCUUGCCUGAUACCCAGACACAAGUAUAACCCCCUCCCUACAUAUCCUAAUUUAAAACACGUGCCAGCCAUAGAAUAAAGAUGAAACAAGAUGGUGGAAACAUCACCCGUCUGCAAAGCUCCACAUUUGUCCUCCUUAGUAAAAGGACUACAGCACCAAAGCCAUACGGGGAAGAGGGACUGUUUUAACCGUAGAAUAGAUGAGUUGUCCUCUUUUGAAUACAUGACUCAGAUGAAGGGUUCAAAGAGAUUCAACGUGGAGAAGGAGGACGAGACAACCGGCUGUGACAACCAGCUAAAGGUUCUUCAAUCCCGAUAACAAUCGCACCAUGGCGUUAUAGAUCAAAAGGAAUGUCGUCGUGACGACAUCGUGCCGCAUUAUUAGUUAGCUGUAGAGGAAAAAGUUCAUGACAUUUUGUUGCCCACAUUCAAACCGACGCCCCCCCCCCCCCCAAAAAAAAAUCUGUCAUUGCUACUUACAGGUCCAUAGUACAGUAAAAGAGGGCAAUCACUCUGGAUUUACAUGACUGUAAUUGUGGAAAAUAUGCAAACUGUGUGUGAAGGGCUUCAUGUAACCUGUUAGGUAGCCAAUAUCGAUGAAUUUGAUUUGUUUGGUAAUGACCUUGUGUUGAAUUCCACUUGGCUGAUUUUUAAAGCUUGUUUUACCCAACGAAAACACAUCUAAAUGCAUAAAGAAACACAUGUAUAUUAUAUAUAUAUAUAUAUAUAUAUAUAUAUAAAUCUAAGUAUAUAUUGUAUAUCCUUUUUUGUAAAAGCUGUUUUGAGCUACAAAUGUAUGGAUGCAAUGCAUCAUGGGUUAUUGAACAGGAAAAAUACAAUGAUUUGUACCCACAGAGAUACGAUUGCAGGAAAUGAAAUAAACCUUCCUUGUCUAUGCA